Molecule: messenger RNA, 1527 nt
Organism: Xenopus laevis (African clawed frog)
Lineage: Eukaryota; Metazoa; Chordata; Amphibia; Anura; Pipidae
Gene: hnrnpa0.L
Product: heterogeneous nuclear ribonucleoprotein A0 L homeolog
Biological process (GO): mRNA splicing, via spliceosome
Cellular component (GO): catalytic step 2 spliceosome
Molecular function (GO): nucleic acid binding; mRNA 3'-UTR binding; RNA binding
Source: RefSeq, marked provisional
GUUUCAAUGAGUAGCGGCGACAUGGAUACCACGCAGCUGUGCAAGUUGUUUAUCGGAGGCCUGAACGUGCAGACCACAGAAGAGGGCCUACGGCAGCACUUCGAGACCUACGGGCAAUUGACGGAUUGCGUUGUGGUGAUCAACCCACAGACCAAGCGCUCUCGCUGUUUCGGUUUCGUAACCUACUCGAGCGCUGCAGAAGCUGACGCAGCUGUGGAGGCCUCGCCGCACGUGGUUGAUGGGAACAACGUUGAACUAAAGCGGGCCGUAUCCAGGGAAGAUUCCGCCAGGCCGGGGGCGCACGCUAAAGUGAAAAAGCUCUUUGUUGGCGGCCUGAAAGAAGAGGUCGGCGAGAGUGAUUUGCUCGAGCACUUCUCCCAGUUCGGCCCCGUGGAGAAAGUAGAGGUCAUCGCCGAUAAAUUGACCGGCAAGAAACGCGGCUUCGGCUUUGUCUACUUCAACAGCCACGACUCCGCCGACAAGGCCGCGGUGGUCAAGUUCCACUCCGUCAACGGGCACCGCGUGGAGGUAAAAAAGGCCGUCCCUAAAGAAGAACUUUCUCAGGGUUCCAACAGAUCCUUCCGCGGUGGCAGAGGCGGGAGAGGCCGUGGCGGCGGCGGACCCCCCCGAGAUUACAAUGGUAUAUCCGGCAGUGGCGGCAAUCCUGCUUUUGGCGGAGGUUAUGGCGGCGGCUAUGGGGGCGGUAACCAGGGUUACAGCUCUUACGGAGGAGGCUAUGCCGAGCCCAGCGAUUACGGCAAUGGCUACAACAGUUUCGGAAACUACAGCCAGCACCAGUCCUCGUAUGGGCCAAUGAAGGGAGCGGGCAGCGGCAACUGGAACCGUCCAAACACAUCAGGCCCCUACCGCGGAGGAUAUGGCGGAGGAGGAGGUUAUGGCGGCGGCAGCUCUUAUGGCGGCGGCUCCUUCUGAUAAGUUCAUGACUUUGGCGCGUAGAGGUGGAAAUGAUCCACACACGACAACACCGAUUAACUCGAACUUCUUUCAUAUUUUUCUUGUGUGUUUUGGGCUCUGAUUGUUUUUAUACUAUUGUAACCUGAGACCUAGAGCGGGAAACUGACAAUGGCCCCUUGUGGAACCCGUAUUUCUCCCCACGCCCAUCCUGGUUUUUUGUUUUUUUUCUUUUUGGCCGGUCUAUGUGGCGGCUGCGAUGAAACAGUAACUCCUUGUACCUUUUUUUUGUUUUUACUUUUUAAAUAAAUCGGUUUAUUACCCACCUUUGUUCCCCUAGCAUCUUCACUUUUAUUUUGUCUUCUGCUCUUGAACCAAUUAAAAUGUUACCGUUUGCCAAGUGUCUUUCCUGUCUUUAAAGGGCAAGUAAAGGCCCAAUCACUAGCCUGUGUCACUACUAAUAGGCUCCCCCUGUGAAUUCUCUACCGCCAUUUUACUUCCUUUUCCCAGUGGGUCUUGGCGCAAAGUUAAAGGGAUUCUGUUUUAGGAUGUAGUUUUUAUUUCUAAAUUGCAUUGCAAAUAGUUAACGCUACAAUAUAACAUUUUAUUCCUGAA